Leopardus geoffroyi (Geoffroy's cat) is the source of this 2528-nucleotide messenger RNA. It is a transcript of the gene IRX2, whose product is annotated as iroquois homeobox 2. Lineage: Eukaryota; Metazoa; Chordata; Mammalia; Carnivora; Felidae. The record is from RefSeq and is a predicted model, not a curated record. The transcript has 5 exons. Gene Ontology annotation, cellular component: nucleus. Gene Ontology annotation, biological process: regulation of transcription by RNA polymerase II; cell development; neuron differentiation. Gene Ontology annotation, molecular function: RNA polymerase II cis-regulatory region sequence-specific DNA binding; DNA-binding transcription factor activity, RNA polymerase II-specific. The coding region runs from base 105 to 1538 and encodes 477 amino acids.
CCCGCGCCCGCCGCCGCGCCGCGCCCCGGCCGGGCGUGGAUGGAGGGCGCCGCGCGCUCUGCCCGCUGCUCGGCGUGACGCGGGCCCGGCGCCCCGCGCCCACCAUGUCCUACCCGCAGGGCUACCUGUAUCAGGCGCCCGGCUCGCUGGCGCUCUACUCGUGCCCGGCGUACGGCGCGUCGGCGCUGGCGGCGCCGCGCAGCGAGGAGCUGGCCCGCUCGGCGUCGGGCUCGGCGUUCAGCCCUUACCCGGGCUCCGCGGCCUUCACGGCGCAGGCGGCCUCCGGCUUCGGCAGCCCGCUGCAGUACUCGGCCGACGCCGCCGCCGCCGCCGCCGGCUUCCCGUCCUACAUGGGCGCGCCCUACGACGCGCACACGACCGGGGUGGCGGGCGCCAUCAGCUACCACCCGUACGGCAGCGCGGCCUACCCUUACCAGCUCAACGACCCCGCGUACCGCAAGAACGCCACGCGGGACGCCACGGCCACGCUCAAGGCCUGGCUGAACGAGCACCGCAAGAACCCGUACCCCACCAAGGGCGAGAAGAUCAUGCUGGCCAUCAUCACCAAGAUGACCCUCACGCAGGUGUCCACCUGGUUCGCCAACGCGCGCCGGCGCCUCAAGAAGGAGAACAAGAUGACGUGGGCCCCGAGGAACAAAAGCGAGGACGAGGACGAGGAGGAGGGCGACGCGGCGAGGAGCAAGGGGGAGAGUCCAGACAAGGCGCAGGAGGGCACGGAGACCUCUGCCGAGGACGAAGGGAUCAGCCUGCACGUCGACUCGCUCACGGAUCACUCGUGCUCAGCCGAGUCGGACGGGGAGAAGCUGUCUUGUCGGGCGGGGGACCCCCUGUGCGAGUCGGGCUCGGAGUGCAAAGAUAAGUACGACGACCUGGAGGACGACGAGGACGACGAGGACGACGGCGAGCGGGACCUGGCGCCGCCCAAGCCCGUGACCUCGUCGCCGCUCACCGGCGUGGAGGCGCCUCUGCUGAGCCCCCCGCCCGAGGCCGCGCCCCGCGGUGGCGGCGGCGGCGGCGGCGGCGGCAAGAUGCCCCUGGGCAGCCGGACGUCGCCGGGCGCGCCGCAGCCCGCCAGCAAGCCCAAGCUGUGGUCUCUGGCCGAGAUCGCCACGUCGGACCUCAAGCAGCCGAGCCUGGGCCCGGGCUGCGCGCCGCCGGGGCUGCCCGCGGCCGCCGCGCCCGCCUCGACCGGGGCGCCUCCGGGCGGCUCCCCGUACCCCGCCUCGCCGCUGCUCGGCCGCCACCUCUACUACACGUCGCCCUUCUACGGCAACUACACAAACUACGGGAACUUGAACGCGGCGCUGCAGGGCCAGGGGCUCCUGCGGUACAACUCGGCGGCCGCCGCCCCCGGAGAGGCGCUGCACUCGGCGCCCAAGGCGGCCAGCGACGCGGGCAAGGCGGGCGCGCACCCGCUGGAGCCCCACUACCGGCCCCCGGGCGGCGGCUACGAGCCCAAGAAAGAUGCCAGCGAGGGCUGCACCGUGGUCGGUGGGGGCGUCCAGCCCUACCUAUAGAAGCCCCAGCUCAGCAAUGCAAUUGCUGGAAAUCACUUUCCGUCGGCGGGAAUGGAAGCACGCGCCAGCCUUCCCCUCUGCUUUGGCGGGAGCUGCAUGAGACCAGUAUUUGGUGAUGUGCCAGGGGCCUCGGUCUGGGCAGGCAAAGGAGAAAACGCUCGUGUUGGGGUGCAGACCCCCGUUCGCUGGGCUGCUAACCUUUCACCCGAAUCUCCUGCAAACAGAGGGAUGUAGUCUCACCCCUACCUCCGCCCUCCGCCCUCCACCCGGAGAACAGGCUUGUGUUCUCUCCACGGAGGGCAAAGCGUUCUCUGUCUUUCCGAGAAAGAUGAAAAUUGAAGAUGUUAUUAAGGACUACUCUGGCCAUCUAAUAAAAAGGGAUGAGUUAUGAAAUCUCUGUCCUCUGUUCCUCCGAGCUCCCAGGUAGAAGGAAAGAGGAAAAAUGGUUUUUGUUUGUUUGUUUAAGUCUGGCCCCAAGAUCACAAGGGAGAGCCUUCUAAAAAAAAGGUGCCCAGUGCUACUUUGUUCUGUAUGGACCUGAGCACAAAUUAGGUCUAAUGUUCUCAAGGAAGCAGCACACCCUGAGGUCUGGGGCUGCCUGCAAAUGGGAGCAGAGUGGGUCUUUACAGGAAAUGCCCAGAGGGCAGGUAGGAAGCAUUGCACAGCACUGGCAUUUUUGUGGGGAGAUAAAUUGACAAUUUAUUGUGUGUAACUCCUGAUCAAUUAUUAAUCCUUAGUGUCAACAACAGGGUUAUAAUUACCUUCGGUUAUUUAAAGGAGUAUUUUUUUUCCCACUCCUCUGAUCCAUAAUUAGUUAAUGCUCUUGAACAAGGAUCCGCAGAAGAGCGGGGCUUCCUUUUUGGUGGCUUUGGGGGGAAACAGCCACAGUCACCUUCCCGCUCUCGGAAGCCCCUCCCAACCUCCAUUCCCUCAGUGGGCACCUCCCCCCCCCCCAGGCUGUAAGUAAUGAUUCUGGAUGAAAAUGGGGGG